This is a messenger RNA of Lates calcarifer (barramundi perch), 6143 nucleotides long. It is a transcript of the gene slka, whose product is annotated as STE20-like kinase a. The record is from RefSeq and is a predicted model, not a curated record. The coding region runs from base 783 to 4439 and encodes 1218 amino acids. The transcript is spliced from 20 exons. Gene Ontology annotation, molecular function: protein serine/threonine kinase activity; ATP binding. Lineage: Eukaryota; Metazoa; Chordata; Actinopteri; Centropomidae. Gene Ontology annotation, biological process: protein phosphorylation.
CCAACCGACAGCGGAAAUGGCUACGUUUAGUGAUCGACUCAAAAGCAUCCAGCCUCUCCUGUUUUCUCUUUAGUUUUCAAUUUACUUGUCAUGGAAGUGCGCUUUCAUUCAGUGAAACAAAUAUAUGCUAGCGCAAUAGAUUUUUUUCCGUUAACUCUAUCUCAAAACAGCACAAAAUACAGCGAAUAUCACAUUGCUUGUCCCUAUGUUGCGAUAAAACAUGUUAUUACUUUUUUCUUUGCUAAUUUUAGGGGCUAAAAAGUCUCCUGUACGACUGUUCAUUACUAAACGAUUUUAUUUUGAACGUUUUUAACGGAAAUGCAAAAAGCUACGUUGGCUAACUUGACGUCGGUCCGCUAACUUCUGUGUGGUCAGCCAACCGAAGCAUGAGGUCCAUUGACUGUCCAUUUUUUAUCUGUACCGUUAAAUGAUGAAAAUGUCGUGUCGCUUGGGAUGAUAUGGUCGGUAUUUGUUGUUUCAUUUCAUACCAGUCUUUUGAAACGGAAACACUAGCGAACUCUUAUCCCUCGCCUCCUCCUCGACCAGCGUCCUGUGAACACCGCUAGCUAUGAUGUGAUUGUGAAGAACUGACGUCGAGGGAAGUUAUAAUUGACAUUAUCAUAGCUGAAUGGCUAAAACACCGGUCUGCCACCAUUUAACGCAUGAAUGCUAUUAUUUCGAUAGACAUUUUUAGCUCCGCGUCGGGAGGAACCGCUGUAUUUUCGUGGCGGAAAUAGCCGAAGAGACCGCAUCUACAGCACUGUAGUUCACAUCCGAGAAAGAUGUCCUUCUUCAAUUUUCGCAAGAUAUUCAAGUUAGGGCCCGACAAGAAAAAGAAGCAGUAUGAACAUGUACACAGAGACGUUAACCCGGAGGAAAUUUGGGAGAUUAUUGGGGAACUGGGGGAUGGAGCGUUUGGUAAAGUGUACAAGGCUCAGAACAAACAGAAUGGGACCCUCGCUGCUGCCAAGGUUAUUGACACAAAGACAGAGGAUGAAUUGGAGGAUUACAUGGUAGAGAUUGACAUUCUGGCCUCCUGCAACCACCAUCACAUUGUCAAACUUCUUGAUGCCUUUUAUUUUGAAGGCAAGCUUUGGAUUCUGAUUGAGUUCUGUGCGGGUGGUGCAGUGGAUGCCAUCAUGCUGGAACUAGAGAGACCCCUGACAGAGCCCCAGAUCCGUGUGGUGUGUAAGCAGACCUUGGAGGCCUUGUCUUACCUCCAUGAGAACAAGGUCAUCCACAGAGACUUGAAAGCCGGGAACAUUCUCCUCUCCCUGGAUGGAGAUGUGAAACUGGCUGACUUCGGGGUGUCUGCUAAAAAUACCAAGACAUUACAGAGAAGAGAUUCUUUCAUUGGCACUCCGUACUGGAUGGCCCCAGAGGUGGUAAUGUGCGAAACAUCCAAGGACCGUCCGUACGACUACAAGGCCGAUAUCUGGUCUCUCGGGGUAACCCUGAUAGAGUUGGCGCAGAUCGAGCCACCCAAUCACGAGAUGAAUCCCAUGAGAGUGCUGCUGAAAAUAGCCAAGUCCGAGCCGCCCACUCUCAUGCAUCCCUCUCGCUGGUCACCAGAAUUCAACGACUUUCUGCGGAAAGCACUUGAUAAGAAUGUGGACAAUAGGUGGGGCUCAGUACAGCUUCUACAGCAUCCCUUUGUCACCAGUGUAACCAAUAGCAGACCUCUUAGAGAACUCAUAGCUGAGGCCAAAGCUGAGGUCACAGAGGAGAUCGAGGAUAGCAAAGAGGAAGAGGAGGAAGAAGAGCCUGAUACACCUCUCGCUGUUCCUGGGCACAAGCGAGCACCAUCAGAUGCUAGUGUUGCCAGCUCAGAGGAUGACAAAGUCCCACCAACUCCCUCCACGCUGGAAUCUGUUACAGAAAAGAUAGAGGCAGAGCCUGCAGAGGACCGGGUCAGCGAUAAGCUCUCUGAUGAAGGACUUGGAACAAGUGAGGUCGACAAGACUGAGGAGGAGAAACUCAAUGAGGUGUCUGACGCCAGUAAUGAAGACCUGGCCUCUGGGCUAAUAGAGCCCACCAAGGAGUCUGUCUCACAAGAUCCUACACAGGUUAAACCAGAAGAUGGUCGAGGCAAAGAGACUCCUGCUGAGCCUGUAGAUGCCCAAGAACUUGCCACAGAUGGUCAUGAAACCGAGGAGGACGAGGAGACACAAGAAGAGAAAACAAAGGAUGAACCUACCCAAGAAAGAGAAGAAGAAAUAAAGCCUCAUGAUGUGAAAGACAAAGAAGAAGAAAAAGAAGUAGGUACAGAGGAAUCCAGGGAAUCACAAGAGCAACCUGAAGAUGCACAACAGGAAGCAGAAUCUAUAUCAGGAGAAGUAGGACAGGUAGUAGAAAAAAGCAAAGAACCAGGUGAGGAGAUACCUCAGCACAAAGUGACGGAGGACAGAAUAAUAGACACAGCUAAUGGCACAGAUGUAAAUAUAAACACAGAGAAUAUCGAAUCAAAUGUAAUGGGCACAAACAUAAAUGGAGAGGCAGACACAAAGUCCAGUGUGGAUGAGUCUUCCACUGAUGUUGUGUUGGAGAAGGAGAUCAUGGAAAGUCAGCCAGAGGAAAAGCCUGAGGUUGAGGCCGCAGCAGAGACAGAGCAGCCUGAGCAAGAGAAACAGACCAGAGAGGAGGGUGAACCGGAGAAACAGGCACCAACUGAAUCCACAAAUGGAGUCAGUGAUGAGGUCAAAGACACCUCUGAGGAUUCAGAACAAGUGUUGCCAUCCAAAGAAGUCCCUGUGAAGGAAGAUGAAGAGAAAGCUACCCGUGCCGAUGAGAGCACUUCCCAAGAUGCCGUCUCUGUCCCAGAGAGUGAAACUGAUUCUGAAACCAAGAUGGAGCAAGGAAGCCCUGCUGUGAUCAAGCCAGAUGUGGAGAAGGACUCUGACUCUGGAAGCAGCUCUGCUGCUGAUAGCAACAGCCUUGACCUCAAUCUGUCCAUCUCCAGCUUCCUGUCCAAGAGCAAAGAAGGAGGCUCUAUUUCCAUGCAGGAGUCAAAACGUCAGAAAAAGACUCUGAAGAAGACACGUAAGUUCAUGGUGGAUGGCGUGGAGGUCAGCGUGACGACAUCGAAGAUAGUGACAGAUAACGACACCAAGAGUGAGGAGAUGAGGUUCCUGAGGCGGCAGGAGCUGAGAGAGCUGCGCCUGCUGCAGAAAGAGGAGCAGAGGGCGCAGCAGCAGCUGAGCAACAAGCUGCAGCAGCAGAGAGAGCAGAUCUACCGGCGCUUUGAACAGGAAACUACUGCUAAGAAGCGGCAGUAUGACCAAGAGGUGGAAAAUCUUGAGAAGAAGCAGAAGCAGACCAUCGAGCGACUGGAACAGGAUCACACCAGCCGGCUCCGAGACGAAGCCAAACGCAUCAAAGCAGAUCAAGACAAGGAGCUCUCCAAGUUCCAAAACAUGCUGAAAAACCGCAAGAAAGAGGUCAAACAGGAAGUUGGACAGUCACCCAAACACAUGAGAAAAGAGCUCAUGAAACGCUUAAAGGAGGACCUAUCGCUCCUUAAGACUGCAGAGGCAGUGGCCCAGGUUAUGAUACAGUCUUUUCAGUUGUCCUCAUGCGCACUCUUCAACGCUCAGAUGCAGGAUGAGCAGGAAUUCCUACAGAAGCAACAGCAAGACCUGGACGGAGCUCUAAAGAAGAUCAUACAGCAGCAUAAACUGGAGAUCGCCACUAUCGAGAGAGACUGCCUCAACCACAAGCAGCAGCUGAUGAGAGCUCGAGAGGCAGCCAUGUGGGAGUUGGAGGAGCGCCACCUGCAGGAGAAGCACCAGCAGCUGAAGCAGCAGCUGAAAGACCAGUACUUCCUGCAAAGACACCAGCUGCUGAAGAGGCACGAGAAGGAGAUGGAGCAGAUGCAGCGCUACAACCAGCGGCUGAUAGAGGAGAUGAAGAACAAACAGACUCAAGAGAGGGUCCGUCUGCCCAAGAUCCAGCGCAGCGAGGCCAAGACCCGCAUGGCCAUGUUCAAGAAAAGCCUCCGCAUCACCGCCACGGCAGCAGUCACCCCAGAGCAGGAGAGAGAGCGGAUAAAACAGUUCGCUUCCCAGGAAGAGAAGCGGCAGAAGAACGAGAGGCUCCAUCAACACCAGAAACACGAGAACCAGAUGAGAGAUCUUCAGCUGCAGUGCGACUCCAACAUCAGGGAGCUGCAGCAGCUGCAGAAUGAGAAAUGCCACCUUCUGAUUGAACACGAGACCCAAAAGCUGAAGGAGCUGGAUGAGGAGCACAGCCAAGAGAUAAAGGAGUGGAGAGAGAAGCUCAGACCCAGGAAGAAGGCAUUAGAGGAGGAGUUCACACGGAAGCUCCAGGAGCAGGAGGUCUUCUUCAAGAUGAGUGGUGAAUCCGAAUGCCUUAACCCCACCACCCAGAGUCGAGUAUCCAAAUUUUACCCCAUCCCAAACCUGCACAACUCUGGUUUAUAGCCUCGCAUUCCCCAUCCGUGCUGCAGGAACAGACUACCCGUCAAACUCGGCUGCACUCAUGAAACGCUUUCCGAGCAGAGCGACAUCAUUUCUCUGACCAUUACCGAUAAAACGUGAAAAUGUCUUCACUGCUUUGAUUCCACCAUUAGUGAGCAUGACGUGCCUACACACGCACUUAAAUCAGUUUUUUUUCUCAGCUUGUUGGGAAAUCGUCCGACGGAUAAUAUGCACUUUUUUGAGCAUGUUCGAAAUUGAAAAGUCUGCAGUCGGUAGCUAAGGCCAAUCAUGCUUAUCAGAUUAUUGUAAGCACAGCCUGCUACAAUUUGAAUGGUCUCCAGUGCCUCGUGUUCUUUUUUCCUGCAUUUAGGCACUUCCCUGUGUUCUUUACAGCUUGCAGUAAAUAGAAGCGCACUUGUUGUUGCACCUAAAUAGCUGGUUAUUGUCCACCCAUAAUCACAAAAUGUAGAAAUGUGAUGAAGCCAACUCUGAGAUCUCGUUUUUCUGCAUGGAAGGUAAAGCUGGUUGAAACUGAGAUAUAUUGACGAGUCAGUGGAUUUUGUUAUGGCUGUGUAGUCAAUGUCUGUUACCGUCAUGAGUCAGAAACAUGUUGGGAUCAUAAGGCUGUGAGUUAAAGAAAUGUACUGUGUUGUAAAUGAGUGAAACGUUACAUGUCUGUACCUAUGAAGUUUAUCAGAUACUGGCCUUAUCAAGAGGAUUUUACAGUCUUCAGAGAUGAACAAAAGUAGAACUAUUGCUUUAGCAUAUAAUUUCAGUACCGCACUCCUGAAACACACAUUCUCCUCUUUAACUUAAACACAGAGGUGACCUGUUCCCUGCUGGAGAAUGCUGAAAUCUUUUUUUAUAUAUGAAAUAAAUCACUUUACCUUCUGGGAGUUACUUUGAGCAGUGUUGUGGAGGAUGAACACGAAUGGAUACUAAAGGAAUGUAAAGCUGUUGAUUUGCACUGUUUUGCCACAUGAGCUAAAGAAAAAAAUAUAUGCAGUAGUAAAACUGUCAAUGUAUGUUUGACAGCAAGUCACCUUUGUCUCACCCAAGCCUAUUCAAACUCCAAACUGACUGAAUUGUUUGAACAUUUCUGCCUGCCUUUUUUAAAAAUAUAAUUUUACCUUUUUUCUCAAAUACAUCCUUAGUAUUUUAUGACCACAUCUAGUUUUCUAAACACAUAUUCCUGAUAUAUCGAUGCUGUAAUCGCUCUUUAUGGUGAGCUUUUGCUCUUGUUGAGACCAGUGUUGUAUGAAAGGUAUAAUGCUGUAUCUGUAACUGUAUGAAUUUCAGUGUCCAAGAAGACGUCCUUCGCUGUAUUUUACGAGCAAAGCAUUGACGGUUCACAAAAAAAAGAGACCUAAUCCAAGAUACCUGAUUGGUUUAUUUUGCCACUGCAUAUCAUCAGUGCAUGUUAGAAUUUCUGUAUGCUGACAUCAUCAUUGACAAGUGUUUUGUCAUGAAUGCUGGAUUUUUAUUGGGGUUAUUGGAGACUGUGUCUUGUGAAUUACACCAUACGCCCCAUAGAUUUGAAAUAUUUUUUUAUUUUGUUAAGUUACAGCAUUUUAAGGUGCCGUUCAGUUGUCAUUCUACCACAAUGGAUAUUCUUAGUAUAUGCAUUUUUGAUGUCAGAUCAAAUGUAUUUAAAGUGUCUUUACAAAAAUUGACAUUUUUUUUGUUGUAAAUAAAAUAUUGACUGUU